AAAUAUCUAACAGAAGAAGAAGAAGAAGCCACAGCGCUAGCCGAGUAGCAUGGAUGGUUAGCAGUUGUAGAGUCCACUCCUACCUACGUUUGACAUGUAAUGCGCCCAGAGGCUGAACUGUGAAGCGCAUUUACUGUCUGGCUGUGUGACAGCGCGUUUUUGGCGGCAGCUGGGCGAGAAUGAAGGUGAAGAUCUGGCAGUGGAGCGGAGUGGCCUCCUGGUCCUGGGUGGCUAACGACGACAACUGCGGCAUCUGCAGGAUGCCAUUCAAUGGCUGCUGCCCGGACUGUAAAGUUCCUGGAGACGACUGCCCGCUGGUCUGGGGUCAGUGCUCUCACUGUUUCCACAUGCACUGCAUCCUGAAGUGGCUGAACUCCCAGCAAGUCCAGCAGCAAUGCCCCAUGUGUCGGCAGGAAUGGAAGUUCAAAGAGUGACUCGGCUCUACCGUGGCGACAAAAAA
Fundulus heteroclitus (mummichog) is the source of this 460-nucleotide messenger RNA. RefSeq names its product APC11 anaphase promoting complex subunit 11 homolog (yeast) (gene anapc11). The transcript has 2 exons. Bases 180 to 434 code for a protein of 84 amino acids. Gene Ontology annotation, cellular component: anaphase-promoting complex; nucleus. Gene Ontology annotation, biological process: positive regulation of mitotic metaphase/anaphase transition; protein ubiquitination; anaphase-promoting complex-dependent catabolic process. The record is from RefSeq and is a predicted model, not a curated record. NCBI's taxonomy places the organism in Eukaryota, Metazoa, Chordata, Actinopteri, Cyprinodontiformes, Fundulidae. Gene Ontology annotation, molecular function: zinc ion binding; cullin family protein binding; ubiquitin protein ligase activity.